This is a messenger RNA of Acanthamoeba castellanii str. Neff, 1092 nucleotides long. Its product is annotated as GDSLlike lipase/acylhydrolase domain containing protein. Bases 1 to 1092 code for a protein of 363 amino acids. The record is from RefSeq and is a predicted model, not a curated record. The transcript has 8 exons. NCBI's taxonomy places the organism in Eukaryota, Discosea, Longamoebia, Acanthamoebidae. Gene Ontology annotation, molecular function: carboxylic ester hydrolase activity.
AUGAGGUGGACGGCGUUCGUGGUGGUCGUGGUGGCGCUUUGGGUGGCCGUCGGUGCGGGCCAGACCGUCCAGUACGUAGGACGCGUCCAGCAGUCCUCGACCGUCUCCGGCGCCGUCGAGUUCGAAUGGUCCAACGUCGAAAUCCACACCUCGGGCAAGGCCAUCGAGGCGCUGCUCGACAGUAACGGGAACGUGUUCGAAGUGUUCGUGGACGGCGUGUCGGUGGGUCUCAUCAACACCACCAGCGGCGUGCGCCAGUACACCGUGGCCAGCGGCCUCAGCACCGGUGUGACGCACUCUGUGGUGCUGCGCAAGCGCACCGAGGCGCUGUUCGGCGUGGUCACCUUCCACGGCUUCGAGGUGGCGGGCGCGUCGUCGGGCGACGAUGGGGAGCGCUUCUUCAUUCCGGCGGUCAAGGCGACGAUGCGCCCGAAGGCACUCGAGAGCCGCCGCAUCGAGUUCGUGGGCGAUUCCAUCUCGUGCGGCUACGGCAUCGAAGGCCACCCGCCUUGCCCCUUCACUGCCGCCACCGAGAACAGCGGCCUGACCUACGGUUCGCUGAUCGCCAAGAGCCUGAGCGCGGAGCUGCAUCUCGAGUGCUGGAGCGGGCGGGGCGUGGUGCGGAACUACGGCGACAAGAACAUCACGUCGGCCGAGCCCUUCCCCUCGCUGUUCCCGCGGACCCUACCCACCGCCCAUGACUCGGCGUGGCACUUUGGCGUGUGGACUCCCCAGGCAGUGGUGAUCAAUCUGGGCACCAACGACUAUUCCACCCAGCCCGCGCCUCCGCAGGACAUCUUCGAAGAAGGCUACCAAAAGUUCGUGGAGUACAUCUACAGCCAGUACAAGGGCAACCACGAGACUCCUCAUUUCUUCCUGGCCUGCGGCCCCAUGAUCUCGCAGCCCUGCUGCUCUUACGUCAAGAACGUCGUUGACAAGGAGAAGGCCAAGGGAGUAAACAUCACCUACAUCGACAUGCAGCACAUUCUCAGCCCCGAGGACCAUGGCUGUGCGGGUCACCCCUCGGUGAGCGGGCACAGGAAGAUGGCGGGCGUUGCUGGACCGGUCAUCAAGGCCGCCAUGGGCUGGUAG